AACGAAAUAAUAACUUUGUUUGUCAGUUAUACAGAUAAGUGCAUUCAAUCGAGUACUCCCCUUAAUAUGACCACAGCACCAGUCAUUUCACCAUACAUCGGGUGUUGGGUCGAAUCGAAGUAUGUAGUUCCUGGUGCAUACAGAGUGGGUACGGACCACGGCAAAGAUGUCUACAUCAUUAGAGCCCAUUUUAGAGGUGCGUUAUUGCCAGGCAAGUACGUCCACAACAUCGGAGCUUUCGUGGCUUGGGGUGGACAAGAACACAGAGUGUCAAACUUCGAAAUGUUGUGUCAUUCGCAACUGAAAUGGGCCAAUUGUUAUGGAGGUAUGGUUCCUCAAAAUGCUUUUGUUGGCGGAAACAGUGAAAAUGGGGAACAGUUGUACAUCGGUAAAUGUUACCACGAUGGGAAUGUUGUCGUAGGAAAAGUGCAAAGAAGUCACGGAGUUUUGUACUACCCAUGGGAUGGUCGUGAACAAAAUACUAAAACUUUUGAAAUUUUGGUAUCACCAGUGGUGUCACCGUACAUCGGUUGUUGGAUGGAAUCGAAUGAAGUACUUCCUAGUGCGUACAAAGUGGGCACCGACAACGGCAAAGAUGUUUACAUCAUCAGGGCCUACUUUAAGGGUGCGUUGUUGCCAGGAAAGUACGUCGAGAACCACGGAGCUUACGUAGCUUGGGGCGGACAAGAACACAAAGUGACACAUAUAGAAUGGUUGUGCCACUCAAAGCUGCAAUGGGCGGAUUGUACCAACGGUGUAAUUCCUGAAAACGCCUUCAUUGGCGGACACACCGAAAGCGGGGAAAAAUUGUAUAUUGGCAAAUGUUAUCACAAUGGGAAUGUCGUGGUAGGAAAAGUGCAAAAAAGUCACGAAACUUUUUACUAUCCGUGGUGGGGUCGCGAACAUAAGACCAAGACCUUCCAAGUUUUGGUUGUUUAAGAGGUUUAUAUCAUAUUUUUAAUAAAUAUAUAAAAUAAUAU
Molecule: messenger RNA, 980 nt
Organism: Aethina tumida (small hive beetle)
Lineage: Eukaryota; Metazoa; Arthropoda; Insecta; Coleoptera; Nitidulidae
Exons: 4
Coding region: 67-939 (290 amino acids)
Source: RefSeq, a predicted model, not a curated record